ACCUGCAUCCCCGCGGGGUAGGCGAGCGGGCGGCGGUCUUUGCGUGCGCUGCGCUCCGGCCGGCGGCUGCGGGCGGACACGGGGCCAGGCCGGCGCAGGGGCUGAGUUUCUGCAAAGUUUGACCUGGUUGCCUUUCCGAUGCUGCACCAGAGCGAGGCAACGCGGGGCGCGCCAGGCGGCUGCGGCGCGGCGGCGGGGCUGAGCGGCUACAGCACGCUCACAAUGAUCAUAAAAUAAAGCAGGCGCGCGGGGUGGGGGCGAGAGAGCCCCGAGCCUCACCCCUCCGCCCCCGGCCACCCCCCAGCAGCCCCGAGCUAGGAGGACGUGGGGGCCGGGGGCGCCCACGCCGGCCCCAGACCCCAGUAGAGCUAAAGGACACUGCUUGGGGAAGGGGGGGGGCGCCCCGAGGACGUGCCCGCGGCGGGUUCAGGGCGUCCGGAGGGCGGCAGCCCGGGCACGCGGAGCGGGCCGAGGGGCAGGUCCUCGGCGGCCGCGGCGAACCAGGCGGCGGCCCGAGCGCAGCCCUGGGGCUCCGCACGGCGGCGGGCGGCGACAGCGACAGCGGCGAGGGGACGCGGCGUGCCCGCGAGUGGGCGCCGACGGGGAUCCGCGCCGCGCUCCUCGGGGGCCCCGCGGGAGCCGGGCGCUCGACUCCUGGAAGCCACCGAGGGCGCCUGGACCUCGGCGGACUGAACAGAAACUGCUCUUCCAUUGAUUCGGCCGGACUGGGCGAGCGGCCGGGUGCGUGUGCCCCGAGCGCGUGCGGAAGGCAGAAGGGCAGGAAGUCGGUCUUCUGCAGCGAGGGUGGCGGCACCGCGCAGGCGACGGAGCCUUCCUUAUUUAUGUGCCUGCCGGCAUUUGCCUUCUUCGCCCCAAGACUUCAGGGAGCGUCUCUGAGCUGCGUUCCCCGCGUGUGAGGCACGGAAGGAAGGGCUGGAUGUCUGAACAACAUGAUUAUCCAUUAACCUCCAAACUUUUCUUUUUUUAACCCAAAGAAUAUCGGUGAUUUUUGUCCACUGCUAGCAGAAGAAGAGAGAACCCAGGGCCCUUGAAAUGCAGCAAAAUCCUUAUUUAUAAUCAGGCCCGAGGUAGUGAUAUGCAAACCCCCUCUACUCAGUGAAUUUUCUAUCCUAUGGAUAUCAGUCUUGAGAUUUGAGAUUGGAGAGCUGUCCUGUCUGCACUGGGUCCGGCAGCCUCCAUCCUUUCAAUGCCCGAUCUUCUCUGGGACUGCUGGUCUUCCCUGGAGAUCAGAGCCGUACUGUGUGCCAUGGGCUGUAUUCAGAGCAUCGGGGGCAAAGCCAGAGUCUUCCGGGAAGGCAUCACGGUGAUCGAUGUCAAGGCCUCUAUCGAUCCCAUCCCCACCAGCAUCGAUGAGUCCUCCAGCGUGGUGCUCCGCUACCGGACACCCCACUUCCGUGCCUCGGCCCAGGUGGUCAUGCCGCCCAUCCCCAAGAAGGAGACCUGGAUAGUUGGCUGGAUUCAGGCGUGCAGCCACAUGGAGUUCUACAACCAGUAUGGGGAGCAGGGCAUGUCCAGCUGGGAGCUCCCGGACCUCCAGGACGGCAAGAUUGAGGCCAUCAGCGACUCGGAUGGGGUGAACUACCCCUGGUACGGCAACACCACGGAGACCUGCACCAUCGUGGGCCCCACCAAGAGAGACUCCAAGUUCAUCAUCAGCAUGAAUGACAACUUUUACCCCAGCGUCACGUGGGCCGUGCCCGUCAGCGAGAGCAACGUGGCCAAGCUGACCAACAUCUACCGGGACCAGAGCUUCAUCACGUGGCUGGUAGCCACCAACACCUCGACCAACGACAUGAUCAUUUUGCAGACACUGCACUGGCGCAUGCAGCUCAGCAUCGAGGUGAACCCCAGCCGGCCCCUGGGCCAGCGCGCCCGGCUGCGGGAGCCCAUUGCCCAGGACCAGCCCAAAAUCCUGAGCAAGAAUGAGCCCAUCCCGCCCAGCGCCCUGGUCAAGCCCAAUGCCAACGACGCUCAGGUCCUCAUGUGGCGGCCCAAGUACGGGCAGGCGCUGGUGGUGAUCCCGCCCAAGCACCGGUGACAGCCAGGGCGCCCGCGAGGUGACACCCAAGUAACAACACCACGCAAACAACCCGCACGGACUCUGCAGUCGUUCAGCAAAAUACAACCUUUCUACCUUCUCCAGCGGGCGGAUCUCACUGUGCGAACGCCCGCGGAUGGCCCCCCCCCGCCCUCCUGGGACCUGCUUCCCUGGGGGAGGGGGGAGACCGAGGCGGGACCGACCACUCCACGUGCGCCCUCAGUGUCACCUUGGGUCUCCUUUCCUCUCCUCGCAAUUUCCGUCAUUCACUUGCAACAGACUCCCUGAAACAACUGCUUUUUCCGUUCCUUUUUUUUUUUUUUUUUUUUUUAACGCCUCUUUACGAGGCUCAGGGGUGGGACGAGGGGCAGCUGGUGAUGAGCCUGGUGGCAUGGCACCGGGGCUGAUCCGCGGCGGCCCCUCCCGGGGCAGCUCCCCCUCGUCCUCCGUCACGCGGCCUUAUGUAGACUUGCUUUGCCAAACUUUUGCCUUAAGCUGAUUUUAAAGGAAAAAACCGGAAACAAAGAGAGCAGGAUGUCUUUUCUGCUGGACUUUGCAUCUUCCGCCAGAGGUGAGGGAGGAGGGGGUUGGGCUACAGAUUUAGAUCUAAAACCGGCUGCUCAUUCUUCCGUUUUAGCUGAGCCGAAACCACAGGCAGAUUCUGCCCCCAAAGUCCCUUCUCUCCACCCCAGGUAGAACCCUUACCCUACUCCGUGCCUGCAGAGACAAGCUGUGAGCUCGGGCUCAGGGUAGAUCUUCCAGGGGCUUCUCUCUCCUCUCUCCUCUGCAGCCGGAACUUGCCUUGGGUGGGCCUAGGAGGAGAGAGGGAGGGUCCCGUGAGUUAUAGGUUGAGCCCAGGGAAUUCCCACCGUCUCGGUCCUCAGCGCCCAUCGCCAGCUGGCUCUGUCGGCACAUCUCAGUGGGCAGCUUUUCUGUUUCCAUGCACACUGUCCCAAACGCCUGGAGGGCCAGCCACCUUACCCAGCUGUAGUUCAAAGGUAAGAAGGCCUGCCCUUGCCGCCCAGCACCUUCUCGGGGACGCCCCUCCCAGGCUCUCCGGGGGGGCGCCUGCAGACAGGCUCCAAGCACCACGGUGCUGCAGGUGAGGGCACCCACAGAUGGGCAUACCUGGACCUGGUAAGGCUGGGGAGGCGGGAGGCAAGAGGCAGAACCCCUGCUGCCAGUCCUUACAGAAGCGAGCCAGCGCCCACGGCCAGGGUGAUGAAGUGAGCCUGGGGUUGAGGCUGGUCCUUGAGGUCACCCUCCGUCGGGUCCUGGGCCCUCUGGAGCCCCAGGACCUGGUCCUGAGUGUCGCCAAGCUUUUUUAGCCAUGUCUGCCUUGAAGGCUGCUUGCAGGAGCUGAGGGGACACCCUGCUGAGGCCCCCUUCCUCCAAGCUUGACAAACCCACAGCUACAUCGCCUGGGUUCCUCAUUCAGACCGAUAAUAAUCAAGCUCAGAAAACUGUCAGAUGAGAAGAAUAAUCCAUUUCUGCUGCAGAUGAGCUGUUUGUAGGAGUCCCAGUGACAGCGUGGGUGGGCGGGGUUCACUAAGUCCAUGCUCUGCUCCUCUAUCCACGGGAUAUUGUAUUUAUUCAAGGGGUGCUUAACGUCCAGCCAUCUCCCGAGCCUGCUCCUGAUGGGAGGCGUGCAGCUCUCCUGGAACCUCUGGACGGGAAACAGCUUUGUGUGGCCGGCUGCCGGCCUGGUGCUUGGGGAACCCCUGUCAGGACUGGGACCUUCCCCCUGGAAAGUGCCAGUUCCCCUUGGUGUGUUCGGAGGGAGGCCUGCCACCCAGAGAGGCCAUAGCCUCAAGUGAGGGGGAUGAUGGGUCCCAGCUCCCCCUCUGGGGACAGGCUGCAGAGGGGUCAGGGUGGCAGUGGCCGGCUGCCGCGGACGGGACCUGGCCUCCUGAUGGCACGGCCCUUCUCUGCACUCAGGUCUUUCUUGCACUACAAAGGAGAAAGGGCCCUGGGCGAGGGGUCAGGGACCGGAGUGCUGGUUCUGGGCUGGGUCAUCGCUAAGGCGCUCUUACUAGGGUAGGGGUGGGAGUAGGAACCAACAGUAAGUGGUGGUCCUGAGCUGUCUGGGGGCAGAGUCCCCCAAGCCCACGCUUCCUGAGUGUGAGCAGGCCCUGGGCAGGGGCCUACGGCUGGGCCCACUUGGAGGAGCACUGCUGCUCGGCCCCGCCCCUCACUGCCCGGCCCCUUGCUCUCUGCCCCUCCUGGCCUUUCUGAAGACAGGGCUGGGAGGACCCUGGGGAGGCUGCAGGUCCCGCUAAGGAAGCUCGGCUCAGCUUGGGUCUGCUCCCUCGGCUUCUCAUGUCAGGAACGCAGAGCCCAGGCUUCUCACCUGGGUCCCCGAUCCCUUUGGUGUCCCCUCCCCGGCGUGGACACAUUCCUCCAGCAAUAAGGACCGUCUGGGGUCGUGGAGAGUACUGUGAAAACAGACCAAUGCACUCACCAGGAGGCACAAGACUCUUGAAGAAAAUGUAAAAUGAACCUUUUUAAAACAACAACAAAUAUGCACAAAGAGAAAUAAAAUGUAAUUUUAAAG
Molecule: messenger RNA, 4613 nt
Organism: Balaenoptera musculus (blue whale)
Lineage: Eukaryota; Metazoa; Chordata; Mammalia; Artiodactyla; Balaenopteridae
Gene: FAM78A
Product: family with sequence similarity 78 member A
Exons: 3
Coding region: 1208-2059 (283 amino acids)
Source: RefSeq, a predicted model, not a curated record